This is a messenger RNA of Penicillium cinerascens, 2860 nucleotides long. RefSeq lists its product as uncharacterized. NCBI's taxonomy places the organism in Eukaryota, Fungi, Ascomycota, Eurotiomycetes, Eurotiales, Aspergillaceae. The record is from RefSeq and is a predicted model, not a curated record. The coding region runs from base 44 to 2860 and encodes 938 amino acids. The transcript has 3 exons.
GCUAUACACAAAUCCAUAAUUCAUUCGCAACAAGGGAAUCAAUAUGGUGAAGGCGGACGUCCGAAGGGACUACUACGCGGAUCUAGGCCUUCAACCUAGCGCGGAGACAGAGGAUAUCAAGAAGCAGUUCAGGAAGCUAGCACUCAAAUAUCACCCUGACAGGAACCCGGGCAAGGAACAGGACUUCAUUGCCAGGUUCCAGGCCAUUCAGGCGGCUAAUGAGAUCCUCAGUGAUCCUCAGCAACGGCUCAAGUAUGACACCGAUCGAUUGCGCGCCGGCUACGGCAAAGUUUACGGGCCUCCGAAGACAAAUACCACUCGCAGACAGGCACCGACCUACGCUACUACCCAACCUCCCAAGCCGCAACCUCCGAGACAGCAAUACAGUAGUCGACCCCAGGCAUCUUCCAAAGGACCCUCGGCCGGUGCCCAACGUUACGCAGCCCAUGCGCGCGCAGGACCGCAGCAAUGGCAGAAUCCACAGGAUGAGGCACAAACCAGGGCUGAUGCAUUCCGGGCCUUUCAUGGCAUGCGGGGUUCUAAUCCAGCAGGCUGGCGAGGCUUUGAUCCCGAGACGGGACGUGCAACUCCUUCCUCGGGAGGCACGCCGAGGCAGCAGAAUGCGCCUUUCGGUGCCCAGCGUCCCAAGUCUGCGUAUGAGUACUUCAAAGACAGUAUGAAAUCACAAGGACCUUCAAGCCCCAAUUCUCCCAAGAAAAGAAACGGCUUUGCGCCGGGUACUGCUGGGGGUGAUGAGCCUAUGGCCCGAAAUACUUCGGCGUAUACCAGCACCCGAAGCGAGCGGCCGAGCAGCAUGUAUUUCGAUUCUGCACCUCCGCCAACCGCAAAGAAACCGUCGACUCCAGAAACGGCCCCUUCUUUUGCCCAGCGAACUGGUACAAGCUAUGCCACCUCAGGGGGCGAGAAGACUUUCUUCUCGAGCUCUGGACUCGGACGCUCGUCGACCGUACGUACACCCUCCGGCUCCUAUCGAACGACAAACUCGCGCACAACCCCCUCCAGCCCUGUCAAUGGCGAAUCAGAAGGGCAUCGCAGCGCCAGCCCCAAGGCUAGACGGAACCGUACCUACUCUGCAUCCACGAGCUCUAGUGAACUCGAGGACGACGAUACCGAAGACGAUGUGCGCCCACCCAACACGUUCAAACCCAAAGCCGUACCCAAGAGUCGAUUGGGACCUAAUCAGAAGUUCGCCGACUUCUAUCGGCACGAAAACUCCAGCUCCGGACUUGGUGAGAACCCUCCCACCCGCUCAAGCUCUCAGCACUUCCGGCCACCUACACCCCGGCCAUCCGAGGGAUGGCGGAGACCUGCCCCGUCUCAUCGGGGCCCCUAUUUCAUGGAUUUGGACGCUGACACCUACGAAUAUAAAGGACACAACUCAGAUAGUGCAGCAUUCCCCAAAGGAUCGUAUCGACCGGACCCGCAGGCACAGUCCAAAGACCCUAUCAAUUCGGCGCAAAAAAGGACAAACCCACAAUCAACCCCAUUUGAGAGGAAUAUCCCCGGCAACCUGCACAAGAAGUUCUCUGCUGAAGACUGGAGGGAACAUUUACAUAAAUUCGACUUCAUUGGUGCCAAUGCCAGUCCCACGGAUAGACAGUCGCCUAAUACGCAUAAUCGCCCCCGCGCGUCCACUCGAACUGACUCAACACAGACUGGAACGUCAACAGGAUCGCCUGGCUUCAAAUCAUUCAGCCCUGGAUCCGGAAAUCAGUCUCACCGGUCGCAGCCGCCGCAGCAGCCUACUCCAUUUGCACAGGCAAAGUUCCAUGCGGAUCAGUGGUUUGAAAAGGUGAAGGACAUAUCAUGGAAUGCCCAAGAGGCCGACAAAGCGCGAUCAUCUUCCAACACACCUCCGCGAAGCCCUAAGAAACAGGCAAGAUCAGGCACGAAAUUGCGAAGUGCCCCUCAGGCAGCUAGCGUGGCCACUGAAUCCGAUGAAGCCGAGGACACAAUCAAUGGCAACACACCUCCCGAGCCCAGCCAGUCAGUACCUGCUGAUGCGGAGGCUAUGGACAUCGAUGAGCCUCCCGGUCCAACAAGCGCCAUGCCCGACAGUGCCUCUGCCGGUGAUUCGAGAAGCACGAGUUAUCCGGACCUCACUGCUCAUGCUACUCGAGGCCCUCUUGCCGGAGUCAAGAAGUCUCAACCAACCCCGCAGGCAGAGGGUGACACACCUAAUAGAGAGACUCGUACGCCGCUUUUUGAUCUGGAUAAUCUACGAAACACAGUGCCGUUCACCAGCACAAACAGCGGUGGAAUCGAGAACCUAGAAGAUGUGCACGCCAAUCUCCCAUUUGAUUCCAGGGCAAAACAACCAACAACAACAAAGCGUGACAUCCAGCCUCGAGAGCUAAAACUACCAAACCCUCCCAAACGACCAUGGGCACCACAACCAACCGCCGCCUACGCAGGCUCACAACAGCUCACUCUCUCCCGUGACAAAUGGAACUGGUACGUGUCCGCAAUGAGCACAUACAUGCACGACUGGAACACAUUCAACCGCCGCAUGCUCCUCCACUUCAACACCCGACAAGAAGCCAUCGAAACUGGCCUUUCACCGAAAUGGAUCAGCGCCGUCGGUGAUACAGCACGGCUCCACAUCAACGGGAUCGACGAAGAAGACGAGAAGAGCGAGACCCGCGAAGAUGUACCCGAUGAAAGCGACGACCUUGUUCCCGGUAGCGGCAAGGGCGGCUUCAGUGCAUACCUGCGAGGCAUCGAGGAGGAUAUCCAGGUGCGAAAGCAUUGGGAUGUAGCCUGUGAAUUGCACCGCGAAUGUAUUCUGGAUCUCGGGCGGCUGAGGGAAUGGAUCCGGAACGGUGGGAAGGUGGUAUAG